AUGUCGACACCUGCGGCCGACAGCCAGCCAGUGGCUCCCGAAAAGGCUCCCGCCCAGAACGAUGCACCUCAGGACUUCUUCGAGCCGGAUGAGAAGCCUGACCAGUCUGCUAAUAAUGAAGGAUCAAAGGAAGUUGGCGUCAGCAGAGUUGAAGCCUUCAACAGGGUACUCUACCAUUCUGGUCAGAAGGGCAAGGUGCUACUCUGGCUGCUCGGCGUAUCCAUCGGCCUGACCAUGUUUGCCUAUGCCCUCGAUAUGGGUAUCACCACAACCAUCUUUGGCACGCUGGCUGCUUCAACGUUCAAGGUCCACAGCCAACUUGGUACCGUCAACACUGCCAGUCAGAUAAUCCGCGCCAUCAGCAAGCCUUUCAUUGGAAAACUAGCCGACAUCACCUCGCGACCCACGACGUACGUCGUGAUUCUAGCGUUUUACGCCGUAGGCUUUGCCGUUGCAGCCAGUGCCACCGCCUUCCCCGCCUAUACCGUCGGUAUCUGCUUUACUUCAGUCGGCAAGUCAGGUCUCGAUCUUCUGAGCGACAUCAUUGUGGCCGAUUUAACACCCCUGGAAUGGCGCGGCUUCUUCGGUGCUUGCCUGUCCCUGCCUUUUAUCGUCACUGUCCCCGUCAACGGUUUCAUCGCUGAAGGCUUCUACGAGAAUUGGCGAUGGGGCUUAGGCAUGUUCGCCAUACUCGUCCCUGUUCUCCUCAUCCCGGCCAUCUUUACUCUCUACGCCAUGCAGCGUCGAGGAGAGAAGGCUGGCAUGGUAACCAUUGCCGACUCCAAGAACGUUCGCACCGGUGUCUCUGAGGCCUCCUCUAAGAACUUGGUGUACUGGGCCAAACUUGCGUACCGGGGCAUGAUCGAUAUCGACAUCAUUGGCCUCAUCCUGCUUGGCUUUGCCUUCUCCCUGAUUCUCUUGCCUAUCACACUGGCUAAGAGCGCCGAUGGUGGAUGGACCAACGCAAGCAUGAUCGCUAUGAUCGUCAUGGGUUUCGUCAUUCUCAUAAUCUUCGUCCUGUUCGAGAUAUUUCUCGCUCCUAAGCCUCUCAUGACGAGGAACAUUUUACAGAACCGCGCCUUCAUCGCAGGUGUCAUCAUCCACACCUUCAAUCAAAUGGCAUCGUCCGUUCGCAAUACCUACUUCUCAUCAUACAUCCUCAUCAUCAAAGAGUGGACUACUUACCAGUGGACUAUCUUCUUGGGCAUAACUACAAUGGGGCUCUGCCUGGUCGGCCCUGUGGUUGGUCUCAUUCACCGAAGCACUCAUCGCUACAAGAGCCUUAUGGUCUUCGGUGCCGCGGCCAAGAUUCUCGGUUACGGCCUCCUGGUCCAACCGACCGGCAACAUGACUCAAGAUACUGCUCGGCUCGUAGCAGCGCAGCUCAUCUUCUGUCUAUCUUCCCUCAACGUAGUUGGUGCGCGUGUCGGUGUACAGGCGUCUGUUCCCCACGACGACGUUGCUUCGAUCAUUUCCAUCAUCACUCUGUGGUCUACCUUGGGAUCCAGUAUCGGAAGCGCCGUUGCAACGAGCAUCUGGACGGAGCAGAUGGUUGACCAGAUGCGUGAAGAACUUCCCGGCGUUUCCAACAGUGUCAUCGCCAAGAUUUACGGCAAUAUCAAGACGUUGAAGAAGUACCGGUUCGAUGAUCCCAUUCGCCAAGGAUCUAUCCGCGCCUACGCUAUUGUAAAUGGGCAUAUCACGAUCGCCGCCAUCUGCUUGUCCUGUAUUUCUCUUAUUGCUUCUUUCUUUAUGCCAAACUACUAUCUGGGCAAGCAGCAGAACGCCGCCAACAACAAGGGUCUGGAUGGCGAGGUUGUCGACAUACCGAAUCAUAGAGGAGCUGGAGAGACAGCGAUUGCUCAACCGGAGGCCACAACCCUGUGGCAGAAGGUGCUUGCUUUGUACCGCAAGUAG
Colletotrichum paranaense is the source of this 1917-nucleotide messenger RNA. RefSeq lists its product as uncharacterized. The coding region runs from base 1 to 1917 and encodes 638 amino acids. Gene Ontology annotation, molecular function: transmembrane transporter activity. Gene Ontology annotation, biological process: transmembrane transport. The transcript has a single exon. Lineage: Eukaryota; Fungi; Ascomycota; Sordariomycetes; Glomerellales; Glomerellaceae. Gene Ontology annotation, cellular component: plasma membrane. The record is from RefSeq and is a predicted model, not a curated record.